Penicillium canariense is the source of this 2562-nucleotide messenger RNA. RefSeq lists its product as uncharacterized. Lineage: Eukaryota; Fungi; Ascomycota; Eurotiomycetes; Eurotiales; Aspergillaceae. Bases 1 to 2562 code for a protein of 853 amino acids. The record is from RefSeq and is a predicted model, not a curated record. The transcript has 2 exons.
AUGAAGAUUUCGAUCGCUUGGCUGUCGCUGUGGGCAACUACUGCCCUCGCGCAGUCAACAUCGGGUUACAAUAGUCCAAUUCCAACGGUCGCCGCGACAGUGUCUGCGACGAUCGCCAACAAUGCGGACUCACCGGCAGCUCGAGGACCUGGGUCCGUGGCCACGGUAACAUGCACGGAGACUAUCACCCAAACCGUCACAUGUAACGAGACUAUCACCGACGUCUCGACAGUCACCGUCACUGGUAGCGGAUCAGCUAUCACCGACGUCUCGACAGUCACCAUCACCGCCAGCGGAUCAAAUAUUACCGACGUCUCGACAGUCACCGUCACCGGUAGCGGAUCAGAUGUUUCGACAGUCACCAUCACCGCCAGCGGAUCAGCUAUCACCGGCGUCUCGACAGUCACCAUCACCGCCAGCGGAUCAGAUAUUACCGACGUCUCGACAGUCACCAUCACCGCCAGCGGAUCAGCUAUCACCGGCGUCUCGACAGUCACCAUCACCGAUAGCGGAUCAGAUAUUACCGACGUCUCGACAGUCACCGUCACCGGUAGCGGAUCAGCUGUCACGAAUGUUUCGACAGUCACCGUCACCGAUAGCGGAUCAGAUGUUUCGACAGUCACCAUCACUGCCAGCGGAUCAGCUGUUACCGACGUCUCGACGGUAACGAUCGGCACACCGGUUACGGAUGUCUCAACAGUAACAGUCACCGGGCUUGGAGUCAUCGUAACAAUUACCGUUGGUGGACCAACUAUCACUGAACCUGGAUCCACGAUAACUACUACUAUCGGCGGAUCAACCAUAACGGUGCCAGGGUCAACAAUAACAACUACUAUCGGAGGGGCCACCGUCACCGAAUCAGGCUCGACUAUAACCGUUGGCGAGUCCACAGUCACGGUUCCUGGAUCGAUAGUGACGACUACUAUCGACGGGUCAACCGUCACUGUACCUGGAUCAACAGUAGAGACUACUGUGGAUGGGUCGACAGUCACCCUUCCAGGGUCCACGAUUACCCUUUCUGGUGCAACGAUUACCCUUUCGGGCUCUACGAUUACUCUGCCGGGAACCACGCUACCAGGAUCAUCUGUAGUAGUGACUGAGACCAUAUCAGACUCUGUCACGACUAUUCCAGCGUCGACAAUCACAGCAGUCAUUACUGAGCCUGCGAGCACCAUAACCUUGCCAGGAGGAACGACUGUUCUACCAGGGUCAACCAUUACCACAACAAUCACGCGCCCGGCCAGCACAGCUACUGUCAUCGGAUCAAUUACAAGUUUCGAUACAGUCACUGCCCCAGGUGCCACCAUCACCGAGACCAUUUCUGGGGCAGGGACGACGCAGACACAAACCAGUAGCAGAACCAUCACCACGACUAUCUCCGUCUCCGUCUGCUCAUCUCUCAUCGCUAAUCCAACAUAUACGCCCACCAGUGCGAUUCCCGACGAUUAUACCUGGGGCUGCCCUCCUGGGUAUCUCUGCCAGCCUCCUCACACGGGUGACCGCGCCGGCUGUAAUGUUGAAGCCGGUCUUCCCGCGGUCGGCUACAUUUGUGCUCCCUCAGACUGUAUUGUGGCUCCGCCCUUGAUCUUCAAUCAUUCUAUUGAGGGAGGUCAUCAGUACAACUUUUCCAGAGACUACUACAAUCUCGAUCCGGUAGACUUUGGCCUGAACUACUCCAUCUUCCAGUACACAGAAGAGCAGGUCGUCGGGAACAGCAAGCGCGGCACACGUUCGCCACUCUGGGACUUCGUCGUCGGCCGGAAGCAAAAGAGAGAUUCAGAGGAUAUUCCUUCUCUUUGCUACAACAGCUGCAACGAUGCAGCGCUAGAGCCUCAGUCUAUCGGAAAAGUGCCAGAGUUAUGUCAGAGUGACUCAGCGUUCUCGGCGGACUUGAGCAAUUGCAAGUCAUGCAUCAGCCAUUGGGCUUCGACACCCUCGGUUGUAUAUUCACAAACGCUCUUGCCGUCUUUCUCCCAGUGGCUGGAUUUCUGUGCUGAUGUGACGACAACAGCCGCGGGCACCACCGCGCAAACGACGGCUGCUAGCACUACCGCAAAGACCACUGCUGCUAGUACAACAGCAGAUACAACUGGUGCCUCCACUGGGACGUCCCCGGCACACACAGCUACCACCACCAGCGCUGACACUACCACGAAGACCGACACUACAGGUAAUCAAAGUGGCCGUUCAACUGGAUCAACUACCAGUGGAUCUGGGACAGACGGUUCAAAUACUGGUGCACGUACUUUGACAACAGUCACCGGUUCUAAUUCAGCGAGGUCAAGUGGAACCGCUGGAGAGAGUACGGACUCAUUCUCCGGUUCAUCAGUUACGGGCUCUAGUGCCACGGGCGUCGAUACCACGGGUACCGGGGCUACUGGUGGAAGCACAUCUGGAAAGGUUCCAACUACAACGACGACCCGCGGCGGCGGUGAUAGCUCAUCUGGCACCGCGGGCGCAUCUUCUUCUUCUUCUACCACCAAUGAGGCAUCAUCAGCUAUGCCUGUCUCUCGUGCAGGCCUAAUAGGUCUGUUGCUGGCUGUCGUCGCGCCACUCCUUUAG